UCUUCAUAUCUGUAAACAAGUCAACGCACCCAAAGUCAAAGCAAUAACCAUGCAGAAUCAAAGUUCUGAUAAUAUACAGUAUUACAAAACAGGAGGAGAUAAUCAUGCUGGACCGCAAGGCACAAGGCCACAGUAUAAGACUGGACACAGCAUGCAGUAUAAAUCAGCAUCAGGGCAGAUCUACAGCAUACCACCACCUCAAGGCGUAAUGGUAACACAGCCCUCCGCCGUGGCCCCUGAUACCUCAAAUUACAUCAAUUGGAUGUAUCCAGCAAUCUUUGUGACCCUCUUCUGUUUUUGGCCUACCGGGCUUGUGGCCGUUUUAUAUGCAACAUGGGCCAGAAAGGCUAUGAAGGGAGGGGAUUUUGCCGGUGCGGCGUCCUAUUCCCGAAAAGUAAAAAUAUUUGUUAUUAUAUCUCUCGCCAUGGGUAUCCUUGUUAUCAUCUCUAUUAUUCUUCUGUUUGUUUUAGCCAGAUCUUCAAAUUAUAAGAGAUAUUAGUCAUUGUUAAUAAUUAUUU
Molecule: messenger RNA, 518 nt
Organism: Saccostrea cuccullata (small rock oyster)
Lineage: Eukaryota; Metazoa; Mollusca; Bivalvia; Ostreida; Ostreidae
Product: proline-rich transmembrane protein 1-like
Exons: 4
Coding region: 50-499 (149 amino acids)
Cellular component (GO): membrane
Source: RefSeq, a predicted model, not a curated record